This is a messenger RNA of Drosophila miranda, 1182 nucleotides long. It is a transcript of the gene Rab19, whose product is annotated as ras-related protein Rab-43. The transcript has 4 exons. NCBI's taxonomy places the organism in Eukaryota, Metazoa, Arthropoda, Insecta, Diptera, Drosophilidae. Gene Ontology annotation, molecular function: GTPase activity; GTP binding. The record is from RefSeq and is a predicted model, not a curated record. The coding region runs from base 210 to 830 and encodes 206 amino acids.
UCAAAAAUCAACGAACAAAAUUUACCCACUUAUCGUUCUUCUUAGCGAUGUGCAAAAUAACGAUUGGACAGCGAUAGGUCGAACAGCUGCGUAUCUAUCAUCUCUAUCAAGUGCAUUUAUUCAAUCUUUGUUUUCAUUUUUCAUUGGAAAAAAAACUCUCAGAAACUCCCUCCAUUGCCAUCCACAACACACGACAUCGGCCAGGCAUAAUGUCGGCCCGUAACCCACAGACUUUGAUGGCACUGCCCAACGAGGAGAACUUUGACUUCCUGUUCAAAAUUGUCCUGAUCGGAGAUUGUGGGACGGGAAAAACCUGCAUAGUGGACAGGUUCAAGACGGGAAACUACAUAGAGCGACAUGGCAAUACGAUUGGAGUGGACUUUUCCAUGAAAACCAUAGAAGUUGAGGCAAAACAAAUUAAGCUACAAAUCUGGGACACGGCUGGCCAGGAGAGGUUUCGCACAAUUACGCAGAGCUAUUAUCGGUCUGCCAACGGAGUCUUAAUUGUUUAUGACAUUACAAAGCGGUCUUCCUUCUCCAAUCUGCAAAAGUGGAUCGAGGAGGUGCGUAGAUACACGGCGUCGAAUGUGCUGAUUAUAUUGAUUGGCAACAAGUGCGACAUGGAGACGGAGCGCGAGGUUGACUUUGAAGAGGCUCGCCAAAUGUGUCAAUAUAUACCUGAAAUCCUUUUUGUGAUGGAAACGUCCGCUAAGGAGAACAUGAAUCGCCAACACGAUGCCAACAAUGUGGAGGCAGUGGACGAGAACACCAUCACCCUAGGCCAAGGGAAACCCCUGAAGAGUUGCAGCAGCUCCUGUAAUCUCACUUAAACUUAAGCAUCACCAUUUUUAUAUUGUUUUAUUUUGCUUUUACGUUUUGUGAUCAAACUGUUCAUGUGGCUAUAUAUUUAGUUUUUUAAUAUUUAAACCUAAUCCUAAAACUUUUUUCGGGUUACUUACUGGCGGAUGCGAGUAAGCCAUUUAAUUUAAAUACUAACUAUACACAACCAUGUAUUUAUUUUAGACGAUAGAGUACAAAUCAAUCUCACACAUCAACAAACAAGUGAAUCGCGCUAACAAUGUCAAUUAGAAGGCAAUGUUUGAAGAGAGGAAAGAUACGUCCAAUUCUGUAUUCAAUUUAAUACGAAAACAGUUUCGAAAUAAACUCUUUUUUGUAAUUUUA